Plasmodium inui San Antonio 1 is the source of this 288-nucleotide messenger RNA. RefSeq lists its product as hypothetical. Bases 1 to 288 code for a protein of 95 amino acids. The transcript has 2 exons. The record is from RefSeq and is a predicted model, not a curated record. Lineage: Eukaryota; Apicomplexa; Aconoidasida; Haemosporida; Plasmodiidae.
AUGGCUAGCUCGUCGGAGGAUCUUAAGGAAAUAAUUAAUUUGAAGGAUGCCUUCAAUAUGAGCCUUCUAAACAGGGAUAAUACCUUACAAAUUAAUAAUGAGAAGGAUGACGAGUGUUUUCCUCAUGCGAUUCUGAUGGACCGCAAGAGCAUCGACCUGUUUAAUAUGGAUUUGACAAAGUACCAAAAAAGCGAGUACCAAAGAAUUUUUAAUUUGAACUCACGGCGACUUACUGACGAACCCAAAUUCACCUCUGAACCUUCGGCGAAUGAAAAAUCAUUGGUAUGA